AUGUCAUCGCCAAUUCCGAUCAAACAAAAGGAGUUCCGAGAAGAGGAAUGUCGAUUGCAGAUCGUCAUUGUCGGAGCUGGACUUGCUGGUCUAGGAGCCGCGAUCAGUUGCCUGCUAGCCGGUCAUGAUGUUCACAUCCUCGAAGCCACACAUGAGAUCCGCGAAGUAGGUGCCGGCAUACAAGUAUUGCCCAACAGCUCGCGAAUCUUGCAGCACUGGGGCCUGCAAGAGUCCCUAACGCCACAUAUGACAUAUCCGCGAGUUUGCAACUUUCUCGGUUGGAAAGGAAACCUGUUAUCGUCACUUGACUUCCACGAAUCCGAAAAACAGUACCCUGGGACAUGGUAUCGCGAUUUUCAUCGGGCGGACCUCCAGCAGUGCCUUGUUGAGAGAGUGCAGGAGCUGGGGGGGCAAAUAACAUGCAAUGCCCGGGUUGUAGACGUUCAAGUUCAUAUGGACAACUCAACGGCGACCGCGGUCUGUGUAGAUGGCCAAAAAUGGAUGGGCGACCUGGUGAUUGGUGCUGACGGAGUGUUUGGAAAGCUGACACAGGUUCUCCUGGGAAGGCCGGAUCCUCCGACUAAUACCGGUGACUUGGCAUAUCGUCUGCUUCUCUCAACGGAAAAGAUGCUUCAAGAUCCAGAUUUGGCGGUUUUGGUGACGGAUCCGCAAGUUAACUACUGGUUGGGACCUGAUGCCCAUGCAGUAAACUAUGUUCUUCGUGACGGGCAGCUGUUCAAUAUGGUCCUCUUAGUCCCGGACGACAUUCCAGAAGAGUCGUUGGCUUCAACGGUUGAAGGCAAUGUGAAAGAAAUGUGCUCUUCAUUUGAAGGAUGGGACUCACGCAUUCAAAAACUUCUCCGACUCUGCGAAUCUGUCCACAAAUGGAGGCUCUGCAUUCGAUACGGCGAGUACGAUUGGACACAUUCGUCAGGAACGUGGGUGAUGCUGGGCGACGCUGUCCACGCCACACUGCCUUAUUUGGCCUCGGGAGCGGGAAUGGCAUUUGAAGACGGUGCAGUACUAGGCGAAUGCCUUUCCCGGCUUCCUAACUACCACGGUGUAUCCAAGAAGUCCUCCGAUUUUCUCGAGCAGCAACGACACGCCUUGACGGUCUUUGAAGAAUGCCGUAAGCAACGCACGCAGAUGGUGGUGGCAAGGGGAAACGUCCAGCAACAUCUCUAUCAUUUGCACGACGGACCCGAGCAGGAGGAAAGGGACCGAAAGAUGCAGAUGGUCCCGACGCCGGAAGGUGAGGCCCUUGCCUGGCGAGAUCCGGGACUAGCACCGAAAUUAUUGGGCUAUGAUCACAUCAAAGAUGUUGGUAGUCACUGGGAGCGGCUACACGACAGCGCAAUGCAUGAGGAUACGUCAACACAGUCGCGACUGUAGGAUUGCUAUACGGGACAUGGUUAUAUAUCCAUUCAACGAAUACUUGUAUAUACCAUAGCUUCGUUCACC
Molecule: messenger RNA, 1461 nt
Organism: Aspergillus ruber CBS 135680
Lineage: Eukaryota; Fungi; Ascomycota; Eurotiomycetes; Eurotiales; Aspergillaceae
Product: FAD/NAD(P)-binding domain-containing protein
Exons: 6
Coding region: 1-1392 (463 amino acids)
Biological process (GO): secondary metabolite biosynthetic process
Molecular function (GO): monooxygenase activity; FAD binding
Source: RefSeq, a predicted model, not a curated record